This is a messenger RNA of Schizophyllum commune H4-8, 651 nucleotides long. RefSeq lists its product as uncharacterized. The transcript has a single exon. The annotation marks the transcript as partial. The record is from RefSeq and is a predicted model, not a curated record. NCBI's taxonomy places the organism in Eukaryota, Fungi, Basidiomycota, Agaricomycetes, Agaricales, Schizophyllaceae.
GGUCUCGUAAUCCUCCGCCGCAUGACGGCGGGCAGAGACUCUGGCGCUAGGGCGCGCACAGGCUCUGGCGUAAGGGGGCGCAAAUGCUCCAGGACGACGGCACCUCUUGACCUCUUCCCCGAACCUACGACGCCCGCCCUCCUCCCCGAACUCAAGAUCCUGCGCCUCGCCGGCGCCCCCUCAUUCGACUGGGCCCUACUUAUCGACAUGGUCAAGUUGAGGACGGACCCGAAGCUGGAGCAUUUGGAGUUGGUGCCGACGGAUGAGGCGGCCGACCUGGAUGCGGAGACGGAGGCACGGCUGAGGGAGAUUUUGGGCGAGAAAGACACAGACAUCUUCGGCGAGAAGGGCUUCUCGUGUCGUCGUCAGUUUCCCAUAAAGGGUCGAGCCGUGGCAGCCGAAAACGAGCUGAGGGGGUUGCGGGUCGCUGUUGGGCUGAUUGAACUGGGGACGUGUGGCGAGCAAGACAUAAUCCAAAUUUACACCAUUUCCUGGUUCGCGAUACUAUACAGCUUUCGUCUGACAUCGCGCAUUCUCCUCAUGCAGGAGUUGUACACCUACGACCGGUUCUCCGCGUACACACGCUCCAGCAGGGCUGUGUUGAGGUAUUCGUGGAUCUCGACGAUCUUCCCCUCGGGCGAGAAGGUGAGG